AAUACCCAUCAAUAGCCUGACACACACGCUGCUUGUGUUUAGUUCAAAUGCAUUUACUCGCCUAAAGCCUUCAAAAUUGCUUCUAUUAACAGAAUUUCAAACCGAUUUCAAACACACCUUUAAAAUUCAAAUUAUAACUUUAAGAAAAAUACCUAGAAUAAAUUUCACGAAACAAAGACACACAACAAAAAUGAAACAUAAAAAUAAAAUGAAAAAUAAAAAAGCCAGUGGUAAUCUGGACAAUUGCAAAACUGAUGACACAGCAAGUGCUGUGAAAUCACUUGUGGGCCAGUUGUUCGACAACAUUACACCUGAGCAGUGGGACGAGUUUCUGUUAGGUCGCCCAGACAAGGUCACCACAAAACAGCUCAUUACAUUUGUAGGAAACAUGGUGAACCUGUGCCCGCAGUCGACAGCUGCAAAUCAGGGGUCUUCCCAGGGCACCCCUGCACUUGACGUCUCCUCUUCCACUGCUGGCAGAAAAACAGUCGAGCCAAGGAAGACUGCAUGUGGCAGUGGGUUCAAGAAAAAACUUAAAAACCUGUGGAAGUGCCUUGGACAGUCAAGUUCUGUCAGCUCCGCAGACGGAGUUGAACGCGCCAUAGAAAAUCCAAUCAUUGUGCCAUCUUGUGCCGUUCCUAAGGAUUACGCCGUACACUCAGUCAUUGACGGUGUAAUUUUACAAGCCGAAAAAGCAGCGCACCUCCCUGCUGAAACUUACAAGAAACAAAUGUUUGACAAACUCUGGCCUGAAGUGGAGUCUAAAGAUGUUGAAAUCGCAGAAAAUGUGGAAACGGUCAUUUUCUCUGACAUCUGUAAGGAGCUGGCUAUUCCAGAGCAUGCUGUUUUCGCCGCCAUGGUUUUAGACCAAAAACACCAAGAAACGAUCGUUUCUACAUUCAAAAAACACCUGGUGCCGUCAUAUGAAAAUACAUCUAGUUCUGUAAAAGCAGAAACUCCCGCUGUGGAAAAAACUAAAAACCCACAGAAAUCCUCUGUUAAACAUGAAAGCAGCGUGCCGGCUGAAAACAACUCUGAGGAUAAAAUAUGGCUGAGCACACUGAUUCAAACUGUGCUUUCACAGUUGACUAAAAUAUCAGUGUCCCCCUCUUCUGACUCUCUGCAUGAACGUUUGUUGGAGAAGGUCUGGGCUGAAAUCCAGAACAUUAAAGUGCCUUUAGGCCCAGAAGUGCUGGAAAAGGUUGCCAAGGACAUUUUCAGUGAUCUAAAUGAAAAAGUAACAGCUUUAGACGAAACACUGAUUGACACCACAGUUUUUUUAGUAUUCAAACAACGUCUAUUGGCAUUAACAGACACGUGUCAAGUUCAAUCACGUGAAAAAGAAGAAGAAUACAGGCUUUCUGUGGAAAUCUGUAUUGAGGACGUGGUUAGGCGUGUUCUUGGGAAGGAAGGCGUUUGCAUCCCCUUAGACAGGCUUGAAGCCAUCCAAAACCGGUUUACCACUGUAGUCUGGGCAGAAAUCAAAGAAGAAUAUGUUAAAGUCCCAUUGGAGAACUUUAAAAACCUCAGCAAGUUGGUUUACAAAUCUCUUUGCAAAGAGUGGCCAGAGUUCAUUCUCACGGUUAUGCAGUUACAAAAGCCAAUAGUUGAGGAAACAAUCGUGGAAGUGUUCAAAAACCACGUAGCAAAAUUAUCUAAAAAACCGGGUUGGAUGCGCCGGUUUUUCUCGUCUGCACGCAAUUUGUUUUUGUUGGAGCAGAAGACAAAAUAAGGUUUCUGUAGGGGAAUCAACUGAAAAACAUUUCUUAAAAACUAAUUGGAGCCAUUUUUAAAAUCACAAUGGCUCUUUAAUCCAUCGAGUCAUUUAUGAAAAUCAGCUGACCGGUCGCGACAGAUGGCCGUCCCCUCACUGAGCCCGGUUCUGUCGGAGGUUUCUUUCUCUUAAAAGAAAGUUUUUCCUCCCCACUGUCGCCAAGUGCUUGCUCAGAGGGGUGUGUCUGUUGGGGUUUUCUUUUUAACACUGUAAGGUACCAAACCUUACAGUAAUGCAUUGUAAGGUUACCUUACAGUGUAUUACUGUAAGGAAACCUUACAGUGUGAAAAGACCAUCAUUUCAUUUCAUUUCCCUUACAGACUGAAGUGAACUGAAUUGAACUGACAACAUAACUAAUUCAGCACUUCAAAUUAACAUUAAUAAAAAUGUUUAAAUUUCA
Messenger RNA from Oreochromis niloticus (Nile tilapia), 2174 nucleotides. RefSeq lists its product as uncharacterized. NCBI's taxonomy places the organism in Eukaryota, Metazoa, Chordata, Actinopteri, Cichliformes, Cichlidae. The record is from RefSeq and is a predicted model, not a curated record. The transcript is spliced from 2 exons. Bases 191 to 1732 code for a protein of 513 amino acids.